CUUUUUGUGAAACUUUUAAUUUGCAGUGAACGUUCUUGUCUGUCCUUAUUAUCGUUUUAUUAAAUUAAAAGAAGUAAAUUUAUUGUGCUCAAAUAAAAUAUGAGUUCUAAUGAUGAAUACCAAUUGCAAAAUCAUAUGGAUCCAGUGGAUUUCGAUUUGUAUUCCGGGCGUAUGGGAGAGUUCAAUACUUCCGCUUUGCACAGAAAAUUGAUGAGCAAAGUGGAAGCAUUACGUAUUUUACGUACGGAGCUUGAAAAAUUUCGUACGGAACGAGAUCAAUUCAAAUUGAUGGCUGAAACUUUACAACUGCGAUACUCAGCUAUAACCCGUAAUAAUGAGUACAACAGCUGCCUUAGUUUGGAGGGGAACAAAACUAGCGUUGCAUCAAUAUUACAUGAGACCCGAGAAAGAAAUAUAAAAUUAACUACAGAAGUAGAAUCCUUAAAGCAAAAACUAAACGAACUGCGUGGUGAUAUUGAAAUUAUUAGAGCUUCUGCCAAAGAGGGAAAAUUAGAAAAGUCUCAAAUUGAUAUGGCUAUUGAGGCCAGUAAUUCUGAUAUGUUACAAUGGAAAGAAGAACGUUCGACUUUCAUCUGCCAUCUAGAAAUUUUGAAAAAGAAGAAUGUGCAACUCGCUUUUGAUUUAAAAACUCUGAUCGAUGAAAAGGAGGAUAUCAUAUCUGAGCGUGAUGCUUACAAAUGCAAGGCUCACCGGUUGAACCACGAGCUAUUAAAUGCAUUGAAAGCAAAUAAAGCACAUCCUAAGUUUCUUGACAUAGAUGGAAUUUUGCUGGAAAACAAGUAUCUACAUGAACGUGUAAAAAAUUUUGAAAACGAGCUUGAUAUAACCAAACAAUCGCUUAACAAAUACAAGACUAUGUUGGAAGCGAAGCGAAAAAAGGGUAUUAUUAAACUAGGUUGUCAUGAUAAUGAUGAUAGUAUUUUAUCUCAUAAACAAGUGAAAACAAUGCUUGACAAUGGCGUUAACCUGCCUACGAAAACCGAAACUAUGCAAGAUUUGAAAGCUCUCUGCUUGGCGUUGCUUGAUAACUUAAACGAUAGGCACAUUGCGUUAAGUCAUCAAAAGAAAACUAAUAAAAUUCUAGCUACAAAAAUUGCUGAGCUAGAGCAACGCAUUCAGUGUUUGACAAACAAGGAGCAUACAGCUGAAACGACUUCUUCAAACAUUAGUGAAUACUCACCUUCUCAAUUGUUGCUGCAAGGCUAUAUCGCUUCAUCUGUUGAUUCAAGUGAUAUAUUUGACACAGAUGCGACGGCAACAAUAGCCAAUCAGAAAUGUUCUGUUAUAGUUAAAAUUAACGAUUCCGAAACCAUAACGACUGAUCGGGAGGACUCAAACCAAACAUCGCGUAUCGGUUUAUCGGAGGAUUCUGUAGAUUCUCUAUCAACAGAAUCGGGAAGGAGCAUACUAUCUUCGGAAUAUGGAGGCUUUACAGAUGCCAUUGGUACAUACAACCUUAGCAAUGCCUAUGAAACGCCAUCAACUACCACGGACUCUGGAGAUAAUUCAGGCAAAAAAAUAAAAGCUACAACUACACAACCGCAUAUAGCUAACGAUAUUGCUAGAGAAAGACAUAAUGAUUUAAAAGAUUUACCACCUGAGUUGGCUGCAAUGGUACAGAAGGCACUUCACGAAUUAGACCUGCGAGAUUUUGACGAAGUUGUAAACAUGAGUGAAGAAUGUGGAUAUCAAAUGGUAGCAGAUGAAAAAUCAUUUGAAACCCAUAAUGAACCUUGUGAGGAUAAUCAAAAUAAAUUGACCUCGUAAACUAAAGCUUAAAUUUAUGGCUACAAGGCUCCCUGUUUACUAAUAUUGACUGUUGAGUUUUCCGUUAUACGUGUGGUUUUUAUGUUUCCAUCAUUUUAUGAGAAUAUGUUGAAGAAUAGCUUAAGAAACGUCAUAAGCGUUGUUUUGCGCGAAUAAUAGUUUGUUACUAAAAUAUAUAAAAAUUAUAACUGA
Molecule: messenger RNA, 1980 nt
Organism: Ceratitis capitata (Mediterranean fruit fly)
Lineage: Eukaryota; Metazoa; Arthropoda; Insecta; Diptera; Tephritidae
Product: coiled-coil domain-containing protein 149-B
Exons: 7
Coding region: 100-1788 (562 amino acids)
Source: RefSeq, a predicted model, not a curated record